This is a messenger RNA of Alternaria arbusti, 3747 nucleotides long. RefSeq names its product protein transport protein S31 (gene SEC31). The transcript is spliced from 5 exons. Gene Ontology annotation, cellular component: endoplasmic reticulum exit site; COPII vesicle coat. The coding region runs from base 1 to 3747 and encodes 1248 amino acids. NCBI's taxonomy places the organism in Eukaryota, Fungi, Ascomycota, Dothideomycetes, Pleosporales, Pleosporaceae. Gene Ontology annotation, molecular function: structural molecule activity; protein binding. Gene Ontology annotation, biological process: COPII-coated vesicle cargo loading; intracellular protein transport; endoplasmic reticulum to Golgi vesicle-mediated transport. The record is from RefSeq and is a predicted model, not a curated record.
AUGGUCCGCCUACGAGAAAUCCCCCGGACCGCCUGUUUCGCCUGGUCGCCAGGCCCGACGCAGCCCCUGAUUGCUACCGGAACCAAGGCUGGGGCUGUAGAUGCCGACUUUUCAAAUGAAACACAACUAGAGCUCUGGGAGCUCAAGUUGGACGACAGCGAGCAGGGUGUCGAACUCAAGCCCGUUGCUACUGUGAGCGUAGAGUCGAGGUUCAACGACAUUGCGUGGAGUCAACCCAGCGAACAGUACCCGCGGGGCAUAAUAGCGGGCGCACUCGACAGCGGGGCACUCGUGCUAUGGGACGCAGAGAAGCUGCAGGCAGGCGAAGGCGACGAUGCGGAAAUUGACCAGAUCGACAAGCACACCGGCCCCAUCCAGGCGAUACAGUUCAACCCCUUCCGAUCCAACAUCCUCGCCUCGGCCGGUGCCAAGGGCGAACUCUACGUCCACGACCUCGCCGACGACUCCAAGUCCUUCCGCCUCGGCAAGGCUGGAGCGAACCCCGACGAAUACACUACACUGGACUGGAACAAGAAGGUUGCGCAUAUCCUGGCAACCGGCAGCAGCGGCGGCUUUGUCACCGUCUGGGACGUCAAGCUCAAGAAGGAGAACCUCACAUUAAACCACUAUGGACGGAAAACAGUCAGCGCGGUUUCCUGGGACCCCAAUGUGCCCACGAGACUCGUUACCGCUAUCCCGACCGACCAGAACCCGCUCGUGCUGGUAUGGGACCUCCGCAACACCAAUGCGCCAGAGAAGACGCUGCAGGCACACGACCAGGGCGUGCUGUCGCUUUCGUGGUGUGUUCAAGACAGCGACCUUUUGUUGUCUUGCGGCAAGGACAACAGGACGAUUGCGUGGAACCCGCACACCGGCGAGCAACUGGGCGAGUUCCCAGUCGUGACAAACUGGACCUUCCAGACCAGAUUCAACCCUUCGAACCCGAACCUCCUCGCGACCGCAUCCUUCGACGGCAAGAUCGCAGUUCAAACACUACAAAACACUGGGGCUGGCGCGGACCAGAACAAGGCCGCGACGGAGGCGCCUGCAGGCGAGGACUUCUUCGCUCAGACUCACGCAGAACCUCAGGGCGCAUCUUUCUCUCUGAAGACACCCCCGAAGUGGCUGAAGAGGAGAGCAGGUGUGGCUUUUGGCUUUGGUGGAAAGCUGGUGCGAUUCGGCAUCGUCGAUAACAAAUCCAAGAUUUCUAUCUCCACAUUUGCUGUAGACUCGGACGUCAGCGCGGCAAGCGAAGAGUUCGACAAGGCUCUAGAUAAGGGCGACAUUACCGCAAUCUGCGAGUCGAAGAUUGCCAAGGCAGCCAAUGAGGAAGAGAAGGCCGACUGGACCGUAAUUGAGACUCUCACGUCGGAGAACCCGCGAAGCAAGCUUGUCGAGUACCUGGGCUUCUCCGACAAGGAUGAAGAGCCAGAAGAAGAGAAGAAGGAGGAGAAGACAAACGGCGAUGCGGAUGAGGGGUCCUCGUUCUUCGACAAUGCGACAGACGAGGGCAACUUCCUGUCCGAUCUCGCGGCUUCCAAGGGCGCGAAGACUAACAACCCCUUCCAGAUCUACACUGGUUCCGAGUCGGAAGCUGACACCAAGAUCACCCGCAACCUCAUGCUUGGUGACUUCAACGCGGCGUUGGACGUGUGCCUAAAGGAGAACCGACUGUCAGAUGCUUUCAUGAUUGCCAUCUGCGGUGGAGAGAAGUGCAUCGCCAAGGCACAGGCUGCAUACUUCAAGAGACAGUCCGACGCACCCAACUACCUGCGCUUGCUUGCGUCAGUGGUCGGAAAGAAUCUAUGGGACUUCGUGUACAAUGCCGACCUCAAGGACUGGAAGGAAGUCAUGGCCACCAUCUGCACAUUUGCCGACCAGGCUGACUUCCCCGACCUUUGCGAGGCCCUCGGAGACCGUCUCGAAGAAGCCAUCUCUGGAGAGGAAGGAACGUACCGAAAAGAUGCGUCUUUCUGUUACUUGGCUGGUUCCAAGCUUGAGAAGGUCGUUGUCAACUGGGCACAGGAGCUUCAGGAGAGUGAGAAGGCAGGCAUUGAGCAGACCGACGGCGACAACAGUUUCUCUAUCCACGCACGAUCACUACAGGAGUUCAUUGAGAAGGUCACUGUAUUCCGAAAGGUCACCAACUUCAAGGAUGCCGAACAGCAAAAGGAGGACGACUGGAAACUCGAGCCUUUGUACGCAAAGUACGUUGAAUACGCUGACAUCGCAUCUGCCCACGGUCAGCUCGCAAUUGCGGAGAAGUAUCUGGAUCUCCUGCCUCAAAAGUACCCAGCUGCAGAUGUUGCCAGGAACCGGGUCAAGCAAGCCACAAGGAAGGUUGCAGCUCAGCCAGCGGCAGCACAAAAGCAAGCCCAAUCAACCACUGCUGGUCGUCGUCAAGUUGUGGUCCCGUCGUAUGGACAGCCUGCACAAGCAACACCGGCACCGCCCCAGCAGACGCCCUACGCUCCGGUCAACCCUAUGCAAACGCAACCAAGAGCGUCACCUUAUGCCCCAGUCAACCCCCUAUCCUCGCAAGCCCAGCCCACUGGACCGUCAACAUUCACACCAGCAGCAGCACCCGGCAACUCGUACACACCGGUCGGUUACCAGCCAUCUCAGCCUCAGGGCUAUGGUUACAACGCAGCGCCCCAACAAGGAAUCGCACCUCCGCCACGCAACUUCUCAAACUCGCCAUCAAUCGUGCCAGCAGCCAACAGGGGCAGCAUUCCUGCCUGGAACGACACACCAGACUUCGGUCCCCCCAAGCCAGCUUCGCGUCGCGGCACUCCUAUGAACACUGUAGCUUCUCCGUUCCCGAACCAACAGCAGCCCCUCGCAGGCCCACCUCAAGGUCCAUUCUCCCCAGGAGCAAGGUCGACACCUCCACCUCCUCCAAAGGGUCCUCCUCAAGGUCCUCCCCGGAUGACUUCUCCUCCGUCUGGACCCCCAACUGGUGCUCCGAACCCAUACGCACCAGCGCCAGCGUCAAACAACUAUGCCGCUCCGCCUGCUGGCUUCGCACCUCCACAGCAGGCACCAGUACAGCGUGGAGCAUCGCCAUACCAACCACCGACUGCUGCCGCUCCGCCAUCGAACCGCUACGCUCCUGCUCCAGGUUCACAACCAUCGGCCCCCCUUGGACCAAUGGGCGGAAUGCCACCGCCACGAAACAUUGCGCCUCCUCCUGGCCAGUUCACACCCGUAGGAUCAGCAUAUGCACCGUCGCCUGUGCAGCAAAUGCCACCUGCUGCUGCAGCACCGCCACCAAGGGGCCCACCCCAAGGACCUCCGCGAGCAGGACCUCCUCCAGGCGGACCUCAGGGCGGACCACCAAGGCCAGAUUCCCGACCUGGCACUGGACAAUCGCAACCGGCAGUGCAAGCAGCGCCCAAGUACCCUCCCGGCGACCGAUCCCACAUCCCUGACGCCUCGCGCCCCAUCUACGAGAUCCUCGACGCAGACCUCCAACGCGUGAAAGCCAAGGCACCAGCUCAAUACAAACAGCACGUUGCCGACACGGAGAAGCGCCUCAAUAUCCUAUUUGACCAUCUCAACAACGAGGACCUGCUCAAGCCUGAUACUAUCCAGCAGAUGAAUGAAUUGGCGGCCCAGAUUCAGGCUAAGCAGUAUGAUGCUGCGGUUGCGAUUUUCUCGGAUCUCAUGACGAAUAAGACGGAUGAGGGGAGUAAUUGGAUGGUUGGUGUCAAGCGGUUGAUUCAAUUUAGCAAGUCGACUGCUUAG